ACUAAAACAGACGGCGAAAUAUCCUAUCCUAGUAAAGAAGGAGGAGCGCAGCAUGGUUUCUGUGAAUGGUUGUGUUUUUUUGUAGAGAAACAGGAAGAGAAACUGGAGUAAAAUGUCUUUUGUAAAGCCUCUUCUUGAUGGUGUUGAAAAAGCCUAGUCUGGUUAGCUCGCAUUGGGAAUUGAAGGCCUUCCAGAUGUAGAGAUCGCAAGAUAACUCUUGCGGUCUUGAACGUAAGCGGAUAACCAAGCAGCCAUAUCACCCUGCAGCUCCUAGCUGGCCCCCUGAAGCCCAAGAGGUGUGAGCCUGUUUGUGUUCCAGGGUGUGAGAAGGUUUCUGCAAGGUGUUUUAAAUGAGAAUGUCCCUGGCACAGAGAGUGCUCCUCACCUGGGUCUUCACACUGGUCUUCCUCAUCAUGCUGGUGCUGAAGCUGGAUGAGAAGGUCAACUGGAGCUGGUUCCUCAUCUUCCUGCCCGUCUGGAUCUUCGACACCAUCCUGCUCCUCAUGCUCGUGGUUAAACUGGUGGGCCGCUGCAAGCCUGGCUAUGACCCUCGCAAUGAAGCCCAGCACUUGAAGAGGAGGGUGUGGUACAUGAUAGCCAUGCACUUAAAACUGGCCUUCUGCCUCACGCUGUGUGCCAGACUGGAGCAGCUCACGGUCAUGAAACUGACUUUUGUCUUCAUUCCGCUUUGGGUCCUUCUCGUAGGGGCCAUGGUGGAGCUCGGGUACAACAUAUUUCAUGACAGGAGGGACUAAAGUUGGCAUGAAAGGAAGAGGAAACCCAGUGACUUCUCUGCACCCAGCUUUCUCACAGUGAACUGAAGACUGAGUCUUCUGCCUGAUUUGCUGUUAUGAACACUUCUUUUCCUCACAGCUGGUUGAAAGCAGUAUUAAAGCUGAUGGUCAGGAGGUAGGCAUUCAUUGGCACGUUUCGUAUCAGGGUGCCCGGAGCAGGCGUUUUUUCAGAAAUAUGAUGUUUGGACUUCAGUCUUGUGAUGGUGUAAAGCCAUGAUUACUUCAGGUGUGGCACGAAAAAUAUAAAAAGGGGUAUUUUCACAUCAGCAUUAUUUUGUAUACUUAGCUUCAUUUAACUGAUGUCAACAGUUAUUUUCUGUGGAAAGCAUAGUCUCUCAAGUUGUUUUUAAAGAUGUGGUCUCUCCCGGAAUGAAUGCUGUUACUUGGAAUGGCAGAUUAAUGCAAAAUAAAAAGAUUGACUUCCCUGGACCAGGAAUAUUAUUCAUUAUUUUGGGCUAGUCAUACGGACAGCUUUUCAAUAAUUCUAAUAUGUGUAUGUAUAUAUUCAGGGACAAUGAAUUUAAUAUUGAUAUCAAUGUCUGUUCUGUGUAUUCCAUGAAUAAAGUUUCAUGCCAGCAUUGUCCAGAAAAGAA
Molecule: messenger RNA, 1387 nt
Organism: Lepisosteus oculatus (spotted gar)
Lineage: Eukaryota; Metazoa; Chordata; Actinopteri; Semionotiformes; Lepisosteidae
Gene: tmem60
Product: transmembrane protein 60
Source: RefSeq, a predicted model, not a curated record